AUGAGGGAUGAGGGGGCAUCACGGCAGCGUCCCAGUUGUGGUGCGUGGCCUAGCGACUGCCUGGCGGCUGCGUGGCCAUCUGCGAUUCAGGGGCCACAAAGCAAUAUUCCUCAGGUCUUCCCUGGUCUUGAUUUCACCGUCCGGCUUGAAAGGACACCGCCUCCUAUGUCCCAAGGGACGACCCUUAGUGUGGCCAGCAAUCUCCGGCAGUCGCUGUCCCCUUACGGCUUCAUGUCUGUCUCUGCACAUCGUUAUUAUAGCCUGCAGGAAAACCAACCAGAACAUAAAAGUACAGAGAAUAUGCUGUGGCGCUGCUUCGCUGUCUGUCUGCUGGUGGUGACGGCCGGUGCUGUCCCGCUGGAGCUGUCGGGGCUGGCCGACGAGGAGGAGGCGGUGCAGCCAGUGGACGCCGGAGAGCCUGACCCUCCGGGAGCAGAGGAGUCGGCCGAGGCCUCUGGCGAGGCGACGGGUGGCGCCUCCUCGGAGAUCGCCAGCUUCCUCACCGAGAGCCUCACGGAGCUGGGACACAUGUUCUUCGGCACGCCCAGCAACGAGACAGAGAUGCAGCAUUCCGCUAGUGACGCGGAGGUGGGUUCUGCUACAGGCAAGAAAGUGUCGUCGUGGAGCAGCGAGAGCGGACACAACCCAGAAGAGGUGGGCGAGUACUUCCAGGGCGACAUCAUCCAGCCGAUGUCGAGGAACGGCAUCCGGGCCAAGGGCGCCCGCUGGCCGCACGGCGUCGUCCACUACCAGAUCAGCCCCGGCUUCAGUGACGAAGCAAUGGCGAACAUCAAGGGCGCGAUGCGCGCCUACCACAAGCUGACGUGCGUCCGCUUCCGGCCGUACACGGGCCGCGAGACGGACUACAUCUACAUCACGCACGGCAACACGGGCUGCUGGUCGAGCGUGGGGCGGCUGGGCGGCGCGCAGGAGGUCAACCUGCAGGACCCGGGCUGCACCGGCACGCUGGGCACGCCCGCGCACGAGCUCAUGCACGCGCUCGGCUUCCUGCACGAGCAGAACCGCUACGAGCGCGACAAGUACGUCACCAUCAACUGGCAGAACAUCGAGCCAGGUCGCGAGCUGAACUUCAAGAAGUCGACGAAAGAGGAAACCUUCGCUUAUGGAGUGAAGUACGACUACAAUAGUGUCAUGCACUAUUCUGCGAAUGCCUUCUCCAUCAACGGACAGCCCACGAUCGUGCCAGCAGAGAGCAAGGCGAAGCUGGGUCAGCGUAAAGGUCUGAGCAAGGGCGACCUGCGUAAGAUCAACGGCAUGUACAAGAAGGAGUGUCAGAAGCGCAAGUCAUCCAAGGCUUAA
Schistocerca piceifrons (Central American locust) is the source of this 1320-nucleotide messenger RNA. RefSeq names its product low choriolytic enzyme-like. Gene Ontology annotation, biological process: proteolysis. NCBI's taxonomy places the organism in Eukaryota, Metazoa, Arthropoda, Insecta, Orthoptera, Acrididae. The record is from RefSeq and is a predicted model, not a curated record. Gene Ontology annotation, molecular function: zinc ion binding; metalloendopeptidase activity. Bases 1 to 1320 code for a protein of 439 amino acids. The transcript has 6 exons.